Molecule: messenger RNA, 2557 nt
Organism: Serinus canaria (Common canary)
Lineage: Eukaryota; Metazoa; Chordata; Aves; Passeriformes; Fringillidae
Gene: CPNE9
Product: copine family member 9
Exons: 21
Coding region: 325-1965 (546 amino acids)
Biological process (GO): cellular response to calcium ion
Cellular component (GO): plasma membrane
Molecular function (GO): calcium-dependent phospholipid binding
Source: RefSeq, a predicted model, not a curated record
GCUUCGCGAGCGUCGGCACCGAAAUAACACCGAACCGAAGCUGGGAGGAAGCCCCCGGCGGGGCGGGAUUGGGGCUGAGCCCCCUGUGCCCCUGACUGGGAAUCGCGGGCAGGACGUUCCGGUGGAGCCGAGCCCCAGGAGCCCAACUCCCUGGUGCCCGGGUUGGUGCCACCGCUGCCGGCAGGGAAUGGCCGUCGUGCUCGAGCUGUACUGAGCCGUGCCCGAGCCGAGCCGAGCCGUCCCCGUGCCGUACCCGCCCCCGGGCGCGCCUCCUCGGCGGCGCGGGAGGAGGCGGCGCGGAGCAUCGGCGGCGCCCGGGCGGGGAUGGCGGCUCCGGGAGCGCUGGAGCCGGCGGCCGGCAGCGUGCCGGGCACCAAGGUGGAGCUCACCGUGUCCUGCCGGAACCUGCUGGACAUGGACACCUUCUCCAAGUCCGACCCAGUGGUGGUCCUCUUUGUGCAGGUCUCGGGGAGCAGCGAGUGGAAGGAGUUUGGACGCACCGAGGUGAUCGACAACACCCUGAACCCUGACUUUGUCCGCAAGUUCGUCCUCGACUACUACUUUGAGGAGAAGCAAAACCUUCGCUUCGAUGUCUACAACGUGGACUCCAAGAGCUGCUCCGCCUUAAAGCAGAAGGACUUCCUGGGGCAGGCAUUUGUGGCCCUGGGAGAGGUGAUUGGAUCCCAGCGGGGACGCCUGGAGAGACCCCUAACGGGUGUCCCAGGGAAGCGGUGUGGGACUAUCUUGCUGCUGGCUGAGGAACUGAGCAACUGCCGGGACAUCGUCACAAUGCAGCUGUGUGCCAACAAGCUGGAUAAGAAGGACUUCUUUGGAAAAUCCGAUCCUUUCCUCGUCUUCUAUCGUAGCAAUGAGGAUGGCACCUUUACUAUCUGCCAUAAGACAGAGGUGGUGAAGAACACACUCAACCCAGUGUGGCAGCCCUUCACCAUCCCCGUGCGUGCCCUCUGCAACGGCGACUACGACCGGACGGUGAAGAUAGAUGUGUACGACUGGGAUCGGGAUGGGAGCCACGACUUCAUUGGGGAAUUUGCCACCAGCUACCGGGAGCUCUCUCGAGCACAGAGUCAGUUCACAGUGUAUGAGGUGCUGAAUCCCAGGAAGAAAUGCAAGAAGAAGAAAUAUGUGAAUUCUGGCACUGUGACACUGCUCUCCUUCUCUGUUGAGUCUGAGUUUACCUUCGUUGACUACAUACGGGGCGGGACGCAGCUGAAUUUCACUGUUGCCAUUGACUUCACGGCCUCCAAUGGGUUGCCAUCACAGCCCACCUCGCUGCACUAUGUGAGCCCCUACCAGCUGAGCGCCUAUGCCCUGGCAUUGAAGGCAGUGGGGGAAAUCAUCCAGGACUACGACAGUGACAAGCUCUUCCCUGCCUAUGGCUUUGGUGCCAAAGUCCCACCUGAUGGCAAGAUCUCCCACCAGUUUCCUCUGAACAACAAUGUGGAGAACCCCAGCUGUGCCGGCAUUGAAGGCGUGCUGGAGUCCUACCUCCAAAGCCUGCGCACCGUCCAGCUCUAUGGUCCUACCAACUUUGCUCCUGUCAUCAACCAGGUGGCUGGGAUAGCCGCCCAGGUGACCGAUGGCUCACAAUACCAUGUCCUCCUCAUCAUCACUGACGGUGUCAUCUCUGACAUGCUGCAGACCAAGGAAGCCAUUGUCACUGCUUCCUCCCUGCCCAUGUCCAUCAUCAUCGUGGGAGUAGGUCCAGCUGAGUUUGAGGCCAUGGAGGAGCUGGACGGUGAUGAGGUACGGUUGUCUUCCCGGGGACGGUAUGCUGAGAGGGACAUUGUACAGUUUGUGCCAUUUCGGGAUUAUGUGGACGACUCAGGCAACCAAGUGCUGAGCAUGGCCCGCCUGGCCAAGGAUGUGCUGGCUGAGAUCCCUGAGCAGCUGCUCUCUUACAUGAAGACCCGUGACAUCAAGCCUCGCCGGGCAGAUCCCGAGUAGCUCUUCCAUGAGCCAUGGGACUGACUGGUGGGGCGCGGAUCUGUUACCUUUUUUCUGCCGGUGGCCAGGGCUUAACUAUAGAGAUGUGGCCCCUUUAGGGAGAUAAUCAGCUGCUAUGGUUGGUCAAAACAGGACUGGGACCCGCUUCUGGCAGUAAGACCACAGGGCUGGACAUCCUCGGCUGCCCCUUCCUCCUGCCCGAUGUCCAGCAGUAAGGCGGGACUGUCCCUCGACCCUGGCAGUGCGGGCAGGGCCAGCGCCGCGGGGAACAUGGUGUGUGCCAUGGUGUGCGUGUCCCUGGAGAGCAGCCUGGCCUUUGCCCCAGGGGAAGGCUGACCCUGAGUGCCGGCCGGGGGUCUCAGCCGGGCCGCUGCUCCUUAGGGCAGUGGCCUCGCCCUGCUCCUGCCUGCACCCCAUUCCUGCCUGCACCCCGCUCCUGCCUGUGCCCUCUCCUCCGGCUCUGCUAACCCGGCUGGCCGGCCUGCCUCAUGCCCUGCCGCACGGCCGGGGCUCCCGCCGCCGGGGGGUGCCGGGGCGGAGGGCAGGCGGGUCUCUACUGCGUUACCGACUGUAAAUAAACUGCUCAACUGGA